Molecule: messenger RNA, 2596 nt
Organism: Hydra vulgaris (swiftwater hydra)
Lineage: Eukaryota; Metazoa; Cnidaria; Hydrozoa; Anthoathecata; Hydridae
Product: general transcription factor 3C polypeptide 5
Biological process (GO): transcription initiation at RNA polymerase III promoter
Cellular component (GO): transcription factor TFIIIC complex
Molecular function (GO): RNA polymerase III type 2 promoter sequence-specific DNA binding; RNA polymerase III type 1 promoter sequence-specific DNA binding
Source: RefSeq, a predicted model, not a curated record
AAUAAAAAUUUGUAUUUUGUGCUAGAAAAGCAUAGUUUUUGCAACAAAACAAAUCAGAAGAAUGCUGUAAAAAUGUCAUAGUAUCUUGUCAUGGUUUGAGUAUCAACAUGCCAAAAAAUUGAUUGACUGCAUGAGCUUUUGUAAUUUUUUUUCUAUAAAUUUAAAAUACCUUUUUUUGUGUAUUUUUGUGUAUUUUUGCUACUUUUUAGGAAAUUAGUAAUAAAAGGAGAAAAAUCAAAGAGAAAGGGAAUAGUUUAGUUUAAGAUAAAGUAAAAAUAAUGUUUUUUAACACUAGGAAGAAAGAAGAAAAGUUUACUGCAGUUGAUAUUUGAAGUGGCAGUUACAAAUGCAGUAGAUCUCUGAAGUGGCAGUUGCAAAUCAGUAGAUAAUGCAUAAUGCGGUGAUAGACUAAUGGUAGAGUGCUCGGCUUUUAAUCCAGAAAUUCUAUACUUCUGGAAAUACCAUACUCAACUUGUUUUUACACCUUGUUUGUAUUUUGGAGUUUAAGUUUGAAGGAGAUUUGCAAAUAAAAUGAAACUAAAAAAAAUUAAUCACUAAAGUAGUGACAGUACCUCCCCCUCUAGAGUAAGUGACUGUACCUAACCUUCUGGACCUUUAGGGAAGUGACUUUUAAAAAAGGUGGAUUUUCAGAAAUGAAUUCCUAACAUGCAAUGUCAUACACCCUCCACUACACUGAAAAUAUCUUUUUCAGAUGAAAUUUAGGUAAUAGUAUGGUGAUACCCAAGGUUUCUUUUCAAGCAGAGUAUUAUUGGCUGAGAGUUGCUCUCAAUUAGUUCUUUUAAUUGGCCAAGAUCCAGCUCCAGAGAAUGUUUAAAUUUGAAAUUGGACAUCCUCUAGAGGAUUGAAACUUGGAUCUGAAAAUUCUAACAGCAAAUAUAGAUGCAAUAUACUAAAAGAAUGGAGAGCAAUAAUGAAUGCAAUAAUGAUGACGUUCCAAUAAAUUUUUCAAAUAUAUCUACAAAAAAGCUGGUGCUUGUUGAAUACCCAGGUUACAUAAAAAGUGUCGAUAAAAUGUUAACAACACUGGGCGGCGAAAAUCUUAUAAGUGAGGUUUUUUAUAAGAAAAAAUGUCGUCUGCAAAUGACUUAUCGACCAGAAGAUUUAAAUGCCCAUUUUAUAUGUGCUGAUUUAGUUCCUUGCUGUGGUGUACUAAUUAAGGUGAGGCGUCGACUAAAGAAAGAUGGGAAUGGGAUGGAAUAUAAUCAAGAAAUAUGCGGAAUUGUAAAGCAGUCAUACAAAUUUCAAACUUUAAUGGACUAUCAAUACCUUACCCAGAAAUCAAUGUGGGAUUACUUCAAAACAAUACAUGGUAGUGAGUUAAACUUGAAAAACUUUCCACCACAUCUGACUCCGCCUAUUUUUGGACGCAUUGAUACAUGUGGUAGCUAUAAUUACAGACCUGAUCCUGUUGUAGCUCCCACUUUUUCAAAUAAAGAGUUAGCAAGUGAGAAUGUUGCAGCUAAACAUUCAACUGGAUUUGUGCGUAAAAAGAGAUAUACAGAAUCUCAAGCUGCACUUUUUGAUGCUGAAAGUGUUAUUACGCAUCCCUCUGCUAAAGCUAUUGAAAAUCUCAAUGUUUUAAAAAAUGGUCCUGAUGCAGAAGCUGCUAGGAUUAUCGAAGAGCUCUUUGCUCAACGACCUUUAUGGUCUAAAGCAGCUUUGAAGUGCCAUGUUCAAACUGGUAAUGAACGAGUUAAGAAAAUCCUAUCUUGUUUUAGUUAUUAUUGGUUAAAUGGACCUUGGAGGACACUAUGGUGUCGAAUGGGGUAUGAUCCGAGAAAAGAUCCUAAAGCAAAAAUUUAUCAGCUUCUUGAAGUUCGUAUACGUAACUCGAAAGAUUCCAACAGUAACUUUGCUCAAUUAGUGCCAAGACGUAGUAAUAUGAAUUAUACUCCACGAAAUUUGCAGACUCGUGUUUCAAUGCAUAGUAGCUCUGUAAUUAAUCCAAUUGAAAGUAACUGUGACAAUACAUAUCAGGAUUUGUUUCCAUACAUUUUUAGUACAACUAAGCCAAUAUAUACACGAUAUAUGAUGUAUCAGCUCUGUGAUUUGCAUGAACCACGAGCUCAGGAAUUAAUACAUAGUAAUGAUGGUAAAGAAACUGUUUGCACAGAGAAAGAUGGAUGGUUUGAACCUGGCGUUUUAAAUAAAAUUCGUUCACUUAUAGUUGAAGCAGCAUAUGACUAUUUUAAGAGGCAAGAAGUCGCUAACCCAAAUACUAAUUUAAUUAAAGACGAAGAAACUGAUGAGUGUUCAUUUGUUGGAGAUAAGAGUUACAACAGAAUGAAUAAAGAUAAUAUCGAUAAUGUUAGCUUUCUUCAGAUACUAAAUGAUGUCGGAGUUGAUAAUGAUUAAUUUUAAUAGUUUUUUAAAUUAAAAACAUACUAAAAAAUUUUUUUUCAUUAUUUAUAUAAUUGAAUAACUUAAAGUUUAUAAAGAAAAAAUUGAAUAAAGAAAAUGUGGCAAGUUGUUUUAAAAUACAUUUUGUAUAUACACUAAUGCUGUUUUAGUUUAAGUCAUUUUUUGAAUUUUUUUUUUCUAGAGAAUUUGUUUGUGGACUAAUAUAAAGUUUUUG